ACGACAUCGAUAAUUUAAUUGCAGGCCUGCUUUUCUUCACCCGCGGCAAAGGCAUUCACGUACUCUGCUAUCGAAUUUUCAGGCACAGCCCAGUGCAAGCAACCAAGGUAAGGCAGUGAGUGGCUUUAUAAGCCAUAGGCCGAGGACGCCGUGUCCAUGCUUUACAUCGGUACCGCAACUAGGCCCGGCUCCGGAUUGUGGAUUCUCGAUUUAAAUCCGAAAGCUUCCACCCCGACGCCUUCUUUGACUUGACUCACUCGGUGCCCUAUACUCGGGCUGCAUUAACCAGCUUUGGCGGUAGCUUCCCAUUUCACUGACCAGGCUAUCUCGAGUUAUUAUUGUCUGAACACGCAGUAUCCAGUUUCACCCCGGACAAGUCAAGUUCCUUGACUAUCAGAACAGACCAAAGUCUACUCCGCGCUACCCUCCACCGGUCCCAUGAUUCUAUCCCGAUGCCGGGCCAGGCUGCGUCCAGCCUGCCGCCGUUUUCGGAUGGAAGUGGGCAGCGGCGCUUCCGGGUCGCGCCCGUCGAGUACCGUCGCGAGACAAGUCCGCCAACCGAACGCCCCAUUCCGACUGGCCGUCGUUGGCUCCGGUCCAGCAGGCUUCUACUCUGCCUACCGCGUGAUGUCCCAACUCCCAGAGACUACGGUGGACAUGUAUGAGUCGCUGCCGGUACCGUUUGGCCUCGUCCGCUUCGGCGUUGCCCCAGAUCAUCCCGAAGUCAAGAACUGUCAGGACAAAUUCACAGAAGUUGCGGCCUCGCCUAAGUUUAACUUCAUGGGUAACGUGACCAUAGGCGACGUCGGCCGUCAUCCCGACAGCUGCAAUGUGCCCUUUCCCACCUUGUUGCGAAAUUAUGAUGCAGUGUUACUCGCAUAUGGAGCCGCAAAGGAUAGAACCCUCGGCAUCCCUGGAGAAUCCAAUCUCCAAGGCGUCUACUCGGCUCGCCAGUUUGUGGGCUGGUAUAAUGGGCUCCCCGAGUAUGCCGAUUUGUCACCCGAUCUCACGAAAGGAGAUGAGGCUGUCGUAAUUGGUCAGGGCAACGUAGCCCUGGACGUUGCUAGAAUGCUCCUGGAGGAUAUCGAUGCCCUGCGGCGGACAGAUAUCACAGAAGAGGCCCUUGCCCAGCUUGCAACCUCUCGUGUUAAGAGAGUUCAUGUCGUUGGAAGACGAGGUCCAAUGCAGGCCGCGUUCACAAUUAAGGAAGUAAGGGAGUUGAUGAAGAUUCAAAGUGUUGGCUUUCAUCCGGUGGACAGCACGCUCAUACCCCCAGACAUCAAGUCACUUCCAAGAGCAGCAAAGCGCUUAAUGGAAGUGGUCGCCAAGGGCUCCGUGUCUCGUCCAGACGAUGUCGAGAAAUCGUGGUCACUCGACUUCUGCUUGAAUCCCGUUGAGUUUUCAGCCAACCAAAAUUCUCCUACCGAUGUUGGGAGUACCGUGUUCGAGAGGACGGAACUGUCUCACAAGUUUGAUCCCGGUGCUCAAGCUCGGCUUACCGGAGAAACUGUCACGGUGCCUUCGAACUUGGUCUUUCGUUCCAUUGGCUAUAAGUCCAUUCCCUUGCCCGGUUUCAAAGAGGCCGGUGUAGCAUUUGAUGACCGCCGAGGUGUCGUGAUGAACGAUGGACGCGGCAGAGUUGCUGCAGUAGAUCAGAAAGAAGCGUCUGAAGCGACACAGUCAGGUGUAACCCCCGGUGUCUAUUGUGCCGGUUGGGUUAAACGAGGACCGACUGGCGUCAUUGCCUCGACUAUGCAGGACGCCUUUGAGACGGGCGAUUCUAUCAUUCAAGAUUGGCUGUCUGGUUUGCAAUUCCUGUCUGCGGGCAAGGAGAAGCCCGCGGCAGGAUGGGAUGGAGUCCGCAAAGAAAUCGGUGACUCAGCUCAUAGGAGAACAAGCUGGGAAGACUGGCAAAGAAUUGAUGGCGUAGAGAAGGAAAAGGGUCAGGCCGCGGGCAAGGAGCGGGAGAAAUUCACGUCCACCAAGGCUAUGCUUGAGGUCCUGUCAUAGAAUACGGCACUCUAGUCCAAUGUAGAAAUACCC
Molecule: messenger RNA, 2043 nt
Organism: Colletotrichum scovillei
Lineage: Eukaryota; Fungi; Ascomycota; Sordariomycetes; Glomerellales; Glomerellaceae
Exons: 3
Coding region: 439-2010 (523 amino acids)
Biological process (GO): ubiquinone biosynthetic process
Cellular component (GO): mitochondrion
Source: RefSeq, a predicted model, not a curated record